Stylonychia lemnae is the source of this 450-nucleotide messenger RNA. The record is from the annotation of a GenBank genome assembly. NCBI's taxonomy places the organism in Eukaryota, Ciliophora, Spirotrichea, Sporadotrichida, Oxytrichidae.
AUGAAUGACAAACUUAAGGCAGGACAAUAGAUUUAACCUCAGGAAAAUAAUAAUAAUUUACUCGAAAAACUGGAUGAUAUGAAUCUUGAAGAUAUGGAUUCUGAACUGCAAAGGACUAAGAAAAAUGAGUUGCUAGACAGACUGAGGCAAAGGAAGAAGUUCAGGAAAAUUAAUAAAGAAUAAUUUGACGAAAAAUUCAAGCAUGUCGACAAGUAUACCUAGCAGCUUAUUGAUAUGAUGGCAUAGAAAAAGACACCUAACUUUGAGGCAUUAAAUCAAAACUAGAUGAAAAUGAGGCCAUAAAGAGAUACUCUAUUUAGGAAUUUCAAGAUUCCAUAAUACCCAGAUCCCUUAAGGAAUUAUAAUGCUAGACCUCAAAAAUAUGGCAAAAUGAGGAAAAGAAUGUAUGAUGAAGAAUAUGAAAACGAGGAGGACAAUAUUUCUCAAUGA